Messenger RNA from Brassica napus (rape), 1575 nucleotides. RefSeq lists its product as uncharacterized. Lineage: Eukaryota; Viridiplantae; Streptophyta; Magnoliopsida; Brassicales; Brassicaceae. The coding region runs from base 268 to 1221 and encodes 317 amino acids. The record is from RefSeq and is a predicted model, not a curated record. The transcript has 2 exons.
UAUUCUUGGUGUUAUAAGUCUCUAGUUCUCUGUGGAUUCGAUCCUAAAAUGCUACAAUGACAUACCAUUCGAUUGUGGUAUUGUUGGCACAUUAGGUUAAUUGGUGUGUGCUUAAACGCGUAAUCAAUUUGGCGCCGUUGCCGGGGAACUAAGUAGAUUUGUCAUUAAGAUUUCAAACUUUCUUGAGAUUAAGCUUUAUUUUCUUAUGCUUUGUUUUGCUUUUGUAUAGCUACUAACCUCUUCUUCUAGCUUUUGUUAUUUGUAGAGAUGGCUUCAAGCUACUCUGAGAAGCCACAAGAAGAGGAAGAGACAUUUGAAGAUCGCAUUGAAGAUCAGCCAUAUGUGAAGCCACCACCCUUUGAUAUACGCAUACUCACACCAGACCAAAGGGAUGAGUUGCAUCGGCUUCAGAAAAUGAAAAAGAAUCGGGACAAGACAAAGAGAAACCUAGCACAACUUAUCCGGAUACACCUCAUUAGGGACCGAGCAGAGUUUGAAGAAAGGGAGGUUACCCAGUAUGAGUUAGAUGCUGCUUGUGCCCUUAAUGAGGUAAUGUAUUGGGCUCCACCACUCCAACUGGAAGGUAUAGAAAUUUCCACUUUAAAACUUCAACUCGAGGAAAUAUGCUUGCCUUGUGGUGAGAAUAAUAUCUCUGGUCUUAAUUCUCUUGUGCUCAUGAAUGAAUGUCUUGAUCUGAUAUGUGAAACUAAGAAACUAGAUGAGUUGAGAAUAGAAAAGCUUGUUAGAGAUCAUAUUGAAGUUUGUUUUGACAAGAGCUAUCUAUGUGCUUCAUUUGAUCUUGAAUCUGAGUUUUUCAUUCUUGAUGAACCUAGACCUCUUCUUGAACUUCCUGAUUUAGGGGAUGAACUUGAUGUGGAUAAGCUCUUGCUUGAGAUAGAAAACCCCCAUGCUGAAAACUAUCAUGAGAAUGUGAACAUUGUGUAUUAUUUGAUUGAUGGAGAUAGAGUUGACUACUUUGUUAAAACCUCAUUUGAACAUGUAGUUGAUUUUGUGUUUCCACCUAAUGCUUUUGAUUCUCAUGAUCAUCUGAACCUCAAGGAGCAUUUCAUAACUCAUGUCAUAUCUUUAGUGAAGCUCUUUGAGGAAAAAUAUGUCUAUUUUCUAUGGACAGUAGUGUGCUCCUUUGCAUACUUGGUUCCUUGUUCUUGGAGGAGAGGGACCAAAGGUGCAUUGGCUCAACCUUUUGAUACUUAUGAUUAGCAAGCACACAAAGUCAAGCUAGAGACUUAAAACAAGCUCACUUGGGAGGAAAUCUCAAGAGUAUCCUUUGUAUAUAUGUGUGAAUGUUUUUAAUAAAUUGUGUGAACCAUCCUUGUUUGUGUGUUUGUUUGUGUGAAUUGUGUGUCAUUUCAGUUUGGAAGGUGUUCAGGAAAAGGAAAGGAUUCAAAAGAGGCUAGGAAAGAAACACAAGUGCUGUGGAGACAUGCUCAUAGCGACAUAUCCAUAGUGACAUGCUCAAGUCGCUACAGUCACAAGGUAAGUACUCUAAUCCGGUUUAAAUUCUCUCCACAUCUCUAGUAAUUUUUAUUUUACUUAUCAUGUAAACCACUCCAA